UCGGGGGGAGGGGGUUGCAGCGGCAUCUGCGCAUGCCCGGUGCGUGCGCAGGGCCGACGGCGGCGGCAGUCAUGGCGGUUCGGUGCGUGAGGUUGGCGCGGCGCAGCCUCCCGGCCUUGGCGUUGUCUCUGAGGCCAUCUCCCCGGCUCUUGUGCACAGCGACUAAACAAAAGAACAAUGGCCAGAACUUGGAAGAGGAUGUGGGUCACAACGAACAGAAGACAGAUCCUCCCUCUACAGAGAAGAUGCUCAUGGAAGAGAAGGUCAGGUUAGAGGAGCAGCUGAAGGAGACGAUGGAAAAAUAUAAGCGAGCUCUGGCAGAUACUGAGAACUUGCGGCAGAGGAGCCAAAAAUUGGUGGAGGAGGCAAAAUUAUAUGGCAUCCAGGGCUUCUGCAAGGACUUGUUAGAGGUUGCAGACAUUUUGGAGAAGGCAACACAGUGUGUUCCCAAAGAAGAGAUUAAAGAUGACAACCCUCACCUGAAGAACCUCUACGAGGGGCUCGUGAUGACCGAGGCCCAGAUCCAGAAGGUGUUCACGAAGCACGGCUUGCUCAGGCUGAACCCGCUGGGGGCCAGGUUCGACCCUUACGAACACGAGGCCUUGUUCCACACCCCGGUGGAGGGGAAAGAGCCGGGCACGGUGGCGCUAGUUAACAAAGUGGGGUACAAGCUGCACGGGCGCACCCUGAGACCCGCCCUGGUGGGGGUGGUGAAGGAAGCGUAGCCGCCUCUGCAGGGUUCUAGUGGGUUUUUGGUAAUCUCUUGCUAUAACGCUUAAAGGCUGGUUCGUCCUUUCUUGUCUGUGAAUAUGUGACCUCCUCCGAAACCUUUUGGGAAAGCUGUAGUAACCAGUGGGAUAAACAGAAAAUAAGCCAGUUGCACAGUUGCGUUAAUGAACUCUUAAUUCAGGAGUCUGUUGAUUUUCAAUACACAUUGAAUAGUUCCACACGCUUACAGGACAGGCCGACGGGACACUGCCGGACCCUCGAGUAUCAUGAAUAAUGCUGUACCUGCUCAGACUCUGCUGACGUCUGAGCAUCUGAAAUGAAUGAAAGGUCUUCGGGAAGCCUGCCGUUUGGCUGGCUGGCUGGCUGCGCCCAGCUGCAGCCUGUGUCUCUGUAUCUCCCGGUAGCAUGCGGGUUUCCGGGACCCUUGGCCCAUCACAGUUCAUCCAUCGAAGGAAAGGCGCGCGUGUAAACCUUGCUCAGAAAGAUUUGAUGGUGCCCCCCUUGGUGGAGAACACAUGUGAGUUCAUUUACAAUUAAUUAGUUACUAGCUAGCUGCUAGAAAUGAUCAACUUCUGGCUUUUCUUUGAGAUGUGAAAUGAGGACAUGAACCUUAACAGUUCUCACCUCCUUAUUUUGCCAGUAACUGAAUUUGACAAAAUCAGUUACUUUUGCCUUGUCAUGUUCACGUAUUUGUAGAAAUGUUUAAAUCUAUACUCAACUAGUUACUGAUGACCUGAAGGUAUUUUCCCUCGUGAGAUGGACUUUCUCAAAAUCUGAGGACUGCACGCUUGGUAUAAUUUAAAUGUUAAAUGUCUAAUUUUUAAAUUUUAUUUAAGAGGAUUAAAGCCCUCAUGUUUAUUUUCCUACAUCCUGGUACCUCCUUUGUGUACUUCGGUGGAGAUGCGUACUGAGGAGAGCAUGAAAGCUUUCCUGUUCUCUGCUCAGAUCCCGAAGCUGUGUACUUGACACGCACAGGCAGCACGCAUCAGCUUCCGUGCCAGAAGGGAGAGCGGCCCCCCUCUAGUGCACUCACAGGCUGGCCUCUGACGGGGCCUCCGCGGGCAGAAGUGUCUGCCCACAGACCAUGGAGGGGACCGCAGCCCCUCAGGAGCCGCAGCAAGCACACACGCGCCUGCAGAAGCCAGCUCCUGCACGCGCGUGACCUCCCUCCCUCCCUCGGGUGCGUCGGGGGAAGGUGAGUGGUGAGGUAUCUGUUAGACACGAGGGAAAAGGCGCCUUCCACUGCCUUUGCUUCCGAGCGGGGCCUCUAGGAUAGAAGGUCAGUACUCGUGAAUCCAUUCCUUGGAUUCUCCUUGAAGCUGCCUUAGACUAUUUGGUGAAAGACAUACCCAGAAGUAAAGGCAGCAUAGUAUACUAAGGAAACGGCCGACCGGGCCCCACAGUUCUGCUUCUGUACUGUGCAGCUGCGAGGAGAGCAUCCCCCCCCCCCCCCCCCGGCGAUCGUCUAGGCUGAGGGCUGAGUUCACACUACUUUCUGGCAGUGUGCAGUCCCCUCCCGCUUCAGCCAGAGCCGCAGCUGCUAAAAGGCCCUAAGGCCGAGACAGGGCGGUGGCGUGUGGCAGUGACUGCUUUACUGCAGUCUCAGUCACCGCCAGUAGGAAAACAUUGUGCACACUUAUGCUGGAAAUCAGGCCUGUUAACUGCACUCUGGUCAAGUUUUGGGUUUUGCUGACUGCAUCCUGGAUACGCUGUCCAGCAUACACAGUUGAUAGACCUGCGCAGCCCAGCGCCAGGACAACACACCGUUCUCUGGGCCUGGCGCUCUUUCCGGGAAGGAGGGCUGGCGUGAAACGUUUUCUGCUUAACAGAGGCAGUUUUAGCUAAUAGUUUAGAGGGGAAACUGGUUUGACACCAAAGUGCUCAGCUAAGACAUCGCACGCUGUCCCCAUCCUGUUUUUGAAAGCUGGCUCACACCAUACGUGGCUCUGAGAAGUCGUCCAAGGCUCGAGGGGCAGGUGGUAAGAAGGAAGCGCGACGCUGUUUUGUUCUCAACUUGUUUAAUGUGUAAAAGGGGAGUAACAGCGGUGGUCAGUUUCGGUUUAAUACAUUCCUGGAAUGUGGGCCAUCCAGAGAGCAUUAUUUUGAAUAGCUGAAUUACCGAACUUGACACAAAGUUACAGUUGUAAUUUCGAAAAGACCUAAUUCCAUGAGAUUCUGGUGACUAACUUAUGAUGAGAAUUAAAUGCAGAAAUGUAAAGGUUCUGAGCUAACAGCAGAGGUAAGAGCUAAUGUGACCCUAACAGCUGGAAUUGAUGGGUACGAGGCAACUGAGCAUAAGAUUACCUUUCCCUUGUAACAAAGUGUUAAUACUUUAACAUAAAUUAAUUAUACAUUCAUUA
Molecule: messenger RNA, 3089 nt
Organism: Equus quagga
Lineage: Eukaryota; Metazoa; Chordata; Mammalia; Perissodactyla; Equidae
Gene: GRPEL1
Product: GrpE like 1, mitochondrial
Exons: 4
Coding region: 33-725 (230 amino acids)
Biological process (GO): protein folding; protein import into mitochondrial matrix
Cellular component (GO): PAM complex, Tim23 associated import motor
Molecular function (GO): adenyl-nucleotide exchange factor activity; protein-folding chaperone binding; protein homodimerization activity
Source: RefSeq, a predicted model, not a curated record